AUGAAAGUCGAGAAAGAUAGCCUUAUUGCAGAUCUCACCGCAAUAGAACAUUUGCUGGAGGAUAUUGGUCAACACACGAAGGGUAACAAACUGUGGAUGACGAAGCUGUUUAUUCCACUGGUGAUUUCGGUAAUUGGACUGGGCAGUGGGAUAGGACUCAUUUCAGCUGUCGCUGUCAUCUCGAGUGGCAUUGUCUUGUACGGUCCGUUGAAAUAUCUUGCCAGCACCACCAUCCUUCACUAUUGCAAGUCCCAGACACUAUCUAUCAAGGAAUCUGCAGAAACAGGAAGACUGGAGGGAAAAGAACCAAAUAAUAUGAUGGUGCCUCAGUUCAAGUUGCUAGGCUGGAUCAAUGAAAUUGGUGUUUAA
Molecule: messenger RNA, 369 nt
Organism: Penicillium pulvis
Lineage: Eukaryota; Fungi; Ascomycota; Eurotiomycetes; Eurotiales; Aspergillaceae
Exons: 2
Coding region: 1-369 (122 amino acids)
Source: RefSeq, a predicted model, not a curated record